AUGACUAUUGAUUAUCGUGGAGCUACUACUGAAGACCUGGAUCUUUUACCAGCUUUGACCAUUUCCCCUGAGACUCCCUUGAAACAAGCCCUAGAGGUUUCUUAUGAGCGCGAAUACUCUUAUCUCCCUGUUGUUUCGACCAAGAACAAGCGAUUAUUAGGAUACCUCACAGCAGAUCUUUUGCAAAACGCCAGCGAAAAGUCUUCGACACCCAAUGACCUGGUCAAGAACCACUUCAUUCGCUUUUUUGGGCCCAAGAAGCCUGCCAAGGCUGAUGGCGAGGACCGCGAGUUUUUCAAGAUUACCCCUUUUACACCAUUGGAAAAGCUUGAGGAGUUUUUUGCAUCAGGCGAAGAAUUUGCAAUUGUGACAGAUGAAGAUAGACGCUUUGUCCUUGGUGUUGCUACAAAGGAAGAUCUUGAGAAGUUUGUCAAGAACAGACCGUCCCUUAAGGUGUAA
Magnusiomyces paraingens is the source of this 459-nucleotide messenger RNA. RefSeq lists its product as uncharacterized. The record is from RefSeq and is a predicted model, not a curated record. NCBI's taxonomy places the organism in Eukaryota, Fungi, Ascomycota, Dipodascomycetes, Dipodascales, Dipodascaceae. The transcript is spliced from 2 exons. The coding region runs from base 1 to 459 and encodes 152 amino acids.